Drosophila guanche is the source of this 4175-nucleotide messenger RNA. RefSeq names its product zinc finger protein 729-like. The record is from RefSeq and is a predicted model, not a curated record. The coding region runs from base 21 to 4136 and encodes 1371 amino acids. Gene Ontology annotation, molecular function: zinc ion binding; RNA polymerase II transcription regulatory region sequence-specific DNA binding; DNA-binding transcription factor activity, RNA polymerase II-specific. Gene Ontology annotation, cellular component: nucleus. Gene Ontology annotation, biological process: regulation of transcription by RNA polymerase II. The transcript is spliced from 2 exons. NCBI's taxonomy places the organism in Eukaryota, Metazoa, Arthropoda, Insecta, Diptera, Drosophilidae.
UUUACUUCUUGCACAUAACAAUGGAGGAAAUAUGCAGAGUUUGCAUGGGAACUUCUGGAGCAUUAACAAACAUUUUUGAUGAGACUCCAAUAAGACUCCAAUCCAUUGCUGAAAUGAUUACGGAGUGCACAGGAUACGUGGUUUGGCGAGGGGAUGCACUCUCAGAAAAGAUAUGUCCACCCUGCCUCGAGGAUGCAGUGAGUGCAUUCUACCUCAAGAGAACCUGCGAGCAGAGCCAUAAACUAUAUUUCACGCGGCUGGAGGAGGAAAUAGAAGAAGAAGAAAUCUGUGAUAAUGCAAAAGACGAUUGUGACGAGCCGUCGGGUAUUGAAAGUGAGCAACUAAACCAGUUGGAAACCGAUGCAAAGGAUCAAAGUGAUAAGGAUAAGCUUAGUACGCACCUAAUUGAUCAUCCAUACUCCAAGUCAUUUCAUCUACAAGUACAAACCAGUAAACGACGCGCGUCUAAAAAACCACAUAAAUGCCCUCGAUGCUCAAAGGCAUUUACUGAAAAAGAAAAACUAGACGUACACCUCCGUUCUCACGCUGGGGAGCGACCGUACAAGUGUACUCACUGCCCGAAAGCAUAUAUCAGUGAGAAAUGUCUUACAAAUCACAUACAAAGUCACACAGGACAUCGACCAUAUAAAUGUUCUUACUGCCAAAGAUCAUUUCAAGAGAAAGCGUUUCUCGAGAGACACCUACCCACUCACACGAAGGAGCGACCACAUAAGUGUCCCGAAUGUCCAAAGUCCUAUUUUAUACCUAAUAAUCUGAAGAUUCACAUUCGUACGCACACGGGAGAACGACCAUUCAAAUGUUCCCUCUGUCCAAAAACCUUUACAUCAAAAGGUCCUCUAAGAAUUCACAGCCAUACUCACACUAAGGAGAGGCCGUUUAAGUGUUCUCAAUGCCCCAAGUCCUUCGCUGGAAGCGUAGGUCUCCAAACUCACAUGAUAAUGCAUUCCGAUGAGCGACCCUUUCAAUGCUCCCGCUGCUCAAAGCCAUUUAAAAGAAGAUGCUCCCUUGCAGCACACACCCGAACUCACACGGGUGUACGAAAAUUUCAAUGCUCUCAAUGCUCAAAGGCCUUUGUAGAAAAACAAGCACUAAGGAAACACCUUCUUACUCACACUGAGGAGCGACCGUACAAGUGUGAUCAUUGCCCGAUAUCAUUUAGGCAAAAGAUAUCUCUAACAAGGCACUUAAAAAAACAUCCAGAUUAUCGAGAACAUAUAUGUUCUCACGGCUCGGAGUCAUUCAAAGAGACAGCGGAUCUCGACAGACACCUCACCACUCAGACUGACUGCUCAAAGACAUUUGAACCUGAAAGAUCUGUUAAAAAUCACACCUCCAGUCAGUCGCAAAAGACCAAAGAUCAUAUCCUUAAGCAAUCUUACAAGUGUGAUCACUGCCCUAGAUCAUUUAAGCGAAAGACAUCUCUAACAAAGCACUUAAAAACACAUCCAGAUUAUCGACCACAUAUAAGUUCUCACUGCUCGAAGUCAUUUCAAGAGAAAGCGGAUCUCGAUGAACACCUCACUGACUGCUCGAAGUCAUUUAAAGAGGAAAUAUCUGUUGAACCGAAAGAGCAUCAAAUCCUUACUCAUACUGGGGAGCGACCGUACAAGUGUGCUCACUGCCCGAGAUCAUUUAGGCACAUGACAUCUCUUACAAAGCACAUACAAUUAAAACAUCCAGAUUGUCGACCACAUAUAAGUUCUCACUGCUCGGAGUCAUUUCAAGAGAAAGCGGAUCUCGAUGAACACCUCACUGACUGCUCGAAGUCAUUUAAAGAGGAAAUAUCUGUUGAACCGAAAGAGCAUCAAAUCCUUACUCAUACUGGGGAGCGACCGUACAAGUGUGCUCACUGCCCGAGAUCAUUUAGGCACAUGACAUCUCUUACAAAGCACAUACAAUUAAAACAUCCAGAUUGUCGACCAUAUAUAUGUUCUCACUGCUCGGAGUCAUUUCAAGAGAAAGCGGAUCUCGAUGAACACCUCACUGACUGCUCGAAGUCAUUUAAAGAGGAAAUAUCUGUUGAACCGAAAGAGCAUCAAAUCCUUACUCAUACUGGGGAGCGACCGUACAAGUGUGCUCACUGCCCGAGAUCAUUUAGGCACAUGACAUCUCUUACAAAGCACAUACAAUUAAAACAUCCAGAUUGUCGACCACAUAUAAGUUCUCACUGCUCGGAGUCAUUUCAAGAGAAAGCGGAUCUCGAUGAACACCUCACUGACUGCUCGAAGUCAUUUAAAGAGGAAAUAUCUGUUGAACCGAAAGAGCAUCAAAUCCUUACUCAUACUGGGGAGCGACCGUACAAGUGUGCUCACUGCCCGAGAUCAUUUAGGCACAUGACAUCUCUUACAAAGCACAUACAAUUAAAACAUCCAGAUUGUCGACCAUAUAUAUGUUCUCACUGCUCGGAGUCAUUUCAAGAGAAAGCGGAUCUCGAUGAACACCUCACUGACUGCUCGAAGUCAUUUAAAGAGGAAAUAUCUGUUGAACCGAAAGAGCAUCAAAUCCUUACUCAUACUGGGGAGCGACCGUACAAGUGUGCUCACUGCCCGAGAUCAUUUAGGCACAUGACAUCUCUUACAAAGCACAUACAAUUAAAACAUCCAGAUUGUCGACCAUAUAUAUGUUCUCACUGCUCGGAGUCAUUUCAAGAGAAAGCGGAUCUCGAUGAACACCUCACUGACUGCUCGAAGUCAUUUAAAGAGGAAAUAUCUGUUGAACCGAAAGAGCAUCAAAUCCUUACUCAUACUGGGGAGCGACCGUACAAGUGUGCUCACUGCCCGAGAUCAUUUAGGCACAUGACAUCUCUUACAAAGCACAUACAAUUAAAACAUCCAGAUUGUCGACCAUAUAUAUGUUCUCACUGCUCGGAGUCAUUUCAAGAGAAAGCGGAUCUCGAUGAACACCUCACUGACUGCUCGAAGUCAUUUAAAGAGGAAAUAUCUGUUGAACCGAAAGAGCAUCAAAUCCUUACUCAUACUGGGGAGCGACCGUACAAGUGUGCUCACUGCCCGAGAUCAUUUAGGCACAUGACAUCUCUUACAAAGCACAUACAAUUAAAACAUCCAGAUUGUCGACCAUAUAUAUGUUCUCACUGCUCGGAGUCAUUUCAAGAGAAAGCGGAUCUCGAUGAACACCUCACUGACUGCUCGAAGUCAUUUAAAGAGGAAAUAUCUGUUGAACCGAAAGAGCAUCAAAUCCUUACUCAUACUGGGGAGCGACCGUACAAGUGUGCUCACUGCCCGAGAUCAUUUAGGCACAUGACAUCUCUUACAAAGCACAUACAAUUAAAACAUCCAGAUUGUCGACCAUAUAUAUGUUCUCACUGCUCGGAGUCAUUUCAAGAGAAAGCGGAUCUCGAUGAACACCUCACUGACUGCUCGAAGUCAUUUAAAGAGGAAAUAUCUGUUGAACCGAAAGAGCAUCAAAUCCUUACUCAUACUGGGGAGCGACCGUACAAGUGUGCUCACUGCCCGAGAUCAUUUAGGCACAUGACAUCUCUUACAAAGCACAUACAAUUAAAACAUCCAGAUUGUCGACCAUAUAUAUGUUCUCACUGCUCGGAGUCAUUUCAAGAGAAAGCGGAUCUCGAUGUACACCUCCUCACUCAGACUGAGUGCUCGAAGUCAUUUGAACAUGAAAUAUCUAUCAAGUCGCAAAAGAAACACACUACAGAGCUACCGUAUAAGUGUGAGCUCUGCUGCAAGUCCUUUCCUAAAAAGUCCCACCUUCGGGAACACACUUUUACGCACAUAGAUGAUGAACCAUUUCAAUGUCCUCAGUGCGCGAAAUCAUUUAAAGAGCAAGAGGUCCUCGAGAUGCACAUUCAAACACAUGCGAAGGAGCGACCAUAUACGAUUUCCGACGGCUAUCCCAACGUCAGUGUGUUUAUGUGUCCUCACUGCUCGAAGACAUUUCCUCAAUACGCAAAUCUCCGCUAUCACCUCCGUUCGCACGCGAACGCACGACCCUACCACUGCUUCUUAUGCAGAGCGACGUAUACGCAAUUAUGCAGGCUCAAAGAACACUUAUUAAGUGCUCACAAUAUCGAAAACAAUCGAUCAUUUAGCCGGCCAUCUGGUUAUACAACUAAAUUUAUAGAACAAAAUCAUUUAUAACUGAUGUGCGGCUUAUACAAAUAACGAUUAAAUGCAAGA